AGAGGCUGGAGGUCAGGGGCGCUGGGCCCUGAUGCCAGCCCUUCCCUGACUUGGCCCAUUUAGGUCAAGGUCUGGGUCUACUUUGUCUCUGCAGAGCUGAGGACCCUGUGUGUGUGGUCAGCCCGGCCUGGACGUACAGGGAGAUGCUGGUGGCACAGUGACUGAGGCCUGGCUGCUGGAGCUGUGCAGACCCCGUGUUGCCCAUGGGACUGCAGGCGUGGGGGCCUCUCCCCAGCUAGAGGCCUAGGCCCACAGUGGAGGCGUCAGGAGACAGAUGCCCCCUGGGGCCUCCUGAGAGGCCCUGUAGGCGUGUGUGCCAAGGGUAGAGGAUGCCGGCCAAGGGGUGCUACUCCCUCAACGAGGGUGAGGAGGUUCCGGACCACGAUGUACUCUAUGAGAGGUACCGGCUCACCAGCCAGCACGGGCCGCUGCUGCUCACGCUCCUGUUGGUGGCCAUCUCUGCCUGCAUUGCCCUCAUCGUCAUCACCUUCAGCCACGGGGACCCCUCCAAACGGCAGGCCGUCCUGGGCACGGCGUUCCUGACUCUCGCUGUGUUUGUGGCUCUCUACGUGCUGGUGUGUGCUGAGUGCCUCCUGCGGCGCUGGCUCAGUGCCUGGGCGCUGCUGGCCUGGGCCUGCCUGCUGGCCCUGGGCUAUGUGCUGGUGCUCGACUCAUGGAUGAAGAAGGCCUGUGCGUGGGAGCAGGUGCCCUUCUUCCUGUUCAUCAUCUUCGUGGCGUACACGCUCCUGCCCUUCAGCAUGCGGGGAGCCAUCGCCGUGGGGGCCAUCUCCACCGCCUCCCACCUCCUGGUACUUGGCAUUCUGAUGGGGGCCUUCAUGACACCCAGCAUCCAGGUGGGACUGCAGCUGUUGGCCAAUGCUGUCAUCUUCCUGUGUGGAAACCUUACGGGCGCCUUCCACAAGCACCAGAUGCAGGACGCCGCCAGGGACCUCUUCACCCACACCGUGAAAUGCAUCCAGACCCGCCGGAAGCUGCGCAUUGAGAAGCGCCAGCAGGAGAAUCUGCUGCUGUCUGUGCUGCCAGCCCACAUCUCCAUGGGCAUGAAGCUGGCCAUCAUUGAGCGGCUCAAGGAGCACAGGGACCGCCGCUACAUGCCUGACAACAACUUCCACAGCCUCUAUGUCAAGCGGCAUCAGAAUGUCAGCAUCCUCUACGCAGACAUCGUGGGCUUCACACAGCUGGCCAGCGACUGCUCGCCCAAGGAACUGGUGGUGGUGCUGAAUGAGCUCUUCGGCAAGUUUGACCAGAUCGCCAAGGCUAACGAGUGCAUGCGGAUCAAGAUCCUGGGUGACUGCUACUACUGUGUGUCAGGCCUGCCCGUGUCUCUGCCCACACACGCCCGGAACUGUGUGAAGAUGGGGCUGGACAUGUGUGAAGCCAUCAAGCAGGUGCGAGAGGCCACAGGUGUGGACAUCAACAUGCGUGUGGGCAUCCACUCAGGGAACGUGCUGUGUGGUGUCAUCGGGCUGCGUAAAUGGCAGUAUGACGUGUGGUCCCACGACGUGUCCUUGGCCAACAGGAUGGAGGCAGCCGGAGUGCCUGGCCGGGUGCACAUCACAGAGGCGACGCUGAACCACCUGGACAAGGCAUAUGAGGUGGAGGACGGGCACGGGCAGCAGCGGGACCCCUACCUGAAGGAGAUGAACAUCCGUACCUACCUGGUCAUCGACCCCCGGAGUAAGCAGCCAGCCUUGCCCAGCCAGCACCUGCCCAGGCCCAAGGGGGAUGCUGCGGCCCUGAAGAUGCGGGCAUCUGUCCGCAUGACGCGCUACCUCGAGUCCUGGGGGGCCGCGCGACCCUUCGCGCAUCUCAACCACCGUGCGAGCGUGAGCAGCAGUGAGACCCCCGUUCUCAAUGGACAGAGGCCCAAGGCCAUUCCCCUGCGGCACCGCCGGGCCCCUGACCGGAGUGCAUCCCCCAAGGGGCGGUCGGAGGACGACUUGUAUGAUGACGAGAUGCUGUCGGCCAUCGAGGGGCUCAGCUCUACAAGGCCCUGCUGCUCCAAGUCUGAUGACUUCCACACCUUCGGGUCCAUUUUCCUGGAGAAAGGCUUCGAGCGAGAGGUGAGUCCUGGGCAGCCAGUGUGGGGGCCAUGGGCAUGGCCGGUAGGGGGAUAUGUGGCCUUGACCCAGAGAAUUGGGGUGAUGGGGGCCCAGGUAGAUGACACCCAGAACUUAGAUUUUCUCUUCCUCUCUAGGAUAAUGGCUCUAGGCGUGUCCUUCGGGCUGGUGGCCUGCAUGCUGGGACUGGUGCUGGGCCUGUGCUUUGCCAGUGAACUCUUGCGGUGCUGUCCAGCCCGGGGAGUGCUUCGGGUCAUCUCUCAGAGGGUGGAGACACAGCCCCUGCUGAGGCUGUCCCUGGCCGUCCUGACCAUCAGCAGUGUGCUCACUGUCGCCAUCAUCAACCUGCCACUGACACCUUUCUCCACCCUGGAGAUGCCUGGUGGCAACCAGACGACCCUGCUGGAUGAGGGCAGUGGGGAGAGGGCCCUGUGUGAGCGCCUCCUCUCGUAUUAUACCUGCAGCUGUGUCCUGGGCCUCUUCACCUGUUCUGUCUUCCUGCGCAUGAGCCUGGAGCCCAAGGUCGUGCUGUUGACUGUGGCGCUGGUGGCCUACCUUGUGCUCUUCAACCUGUCCCCAUGCUGGCAGUGGGACUGCUGUGGCCACGUUCUGGGGAACCUCACCAACACUAGCCACACCCUCAGUGGUGUCCCCAGCUGUUCCUGGAAGGAUCUGAAGACCAUGAUCAAUUUCUACCUGGUCCUGUUCUAUGCCACCCUCCUCAUGCUCUCCAGACAGAUUGACUAUCACUGCCGCUUGGACUGUCUAUGGAAGAAGAAAUUCAGGAAGGAGCAUGAGGAGUUUGAAACCAUGGAGAAUGUGAACCGCCUCCUUCUAGAGAAUGUCCUGCCAGCCCACGUGGCAGCUCACUUCAUUGGUGACAAGUUAAAUGAGGACUGGUACCAUCAGUCCUACGACUGCGUUUGUGUCAUGUUCGCCUCGGUGCCCGACUUCAAAGUGUUCUACACGGAGUGCGACAUCAACAAGGAGGGGCUGGAGUGCCUGCGCCUGCUCAACGAGAUCAUCGCAGACUUUGAUGAGUUGCUGCUGAAGCCCAAGUUCAGCGGUGUGGAGAAGAUCAAGACCAUUGGCAGCACAUACAUGGCCGCUGCAGGGCUCAGCGCCACCCCAGGGCACGAGAACCAGGCCCUGGAGCGGCAGCACGCCCACAUCGGCGUCAUGGUGGAGUUCAGCACUGCCCUGAUGAGCAAGCUGGACGGCAUCAACAGGCACUCCUUCAACUCCUUCCGCCUCCGAGUCGGCAUAAACCAUGGGCCUGUGAUUGCUGGAGUGAUUGGGGCUCGAAAGCCUCAGUACGACAUCUGGGGCAACACAGUCAAUGUGGCCAGCCGAAUGGAGAGCACUGGGGAACUUGGGAAAAUCCAGGUUACUGAGGAGACAUGCACCAUCCUCCAGGGCCUAGGUUACUCUUGUGAAUGUCGUGGGCUAAUUAACGUCAAAGGCAAAGGUGAACUUAGGACUUACUUUGUCUGUACGGACACUGCCAAGUUUCAAGGGCUGGGGCUGAACUGAGGGUUUCUGCUGGGCUCAUAACAAGCUGGGAAGCUGGUUUCCUUCCCUGAAGCAAGCCCAGGAGAAGACAGCCCCACGUCAGUGACAAAGGCACUCAGAGGGCGUGGCCAUUGCCACCUCUGGGCAGGUGGCUGUGUGGAGCUCCUCUGGACUUGGGCUAGAGGAUUUGUUGGACCUGCACAUCUGACCCUGGCGAGAGGCGACUACUGAGCGGUGAUACACAGUGGCAGCCAGAAUCUCUGGUGGCGGAGAGGGCUCGUGGGUGCAACCGCUGUACUUGUUACCUUGAGAUCUUUGCUCCCUGAGGGACUGUGGAGGCGUCUUAGAACACGACCAAAACAGACGUCUACAUCAGUGGCCCGUGAGCAUGUCCAGGAGAGGCCUGCUCAGUGGGCGCAGAGGCAGACUGUGCUGACUGCAUGCAGGUGCCCUUCUCCCUAGCAGGCCGGGCUGGGGGAUUCUGUUUCUCACAUAGGCAUUCUGGCAAAUGGAACUGGAAAGGAUUCUACAUCUGUAAUGGUUUCUAACAGUACAGAGAGAGAAAGAUGAACAUCAUUACUUCUUGUCGUCUCUGGCCUGUUUGUCUUAAAUGGAGACAUUAGUAAUGGGGUUUUGUUCUUUCUGAUGGCUUCUCAGGACACUAGACAGUCUCUUCCUCCAGUGUAUUCUUUGCCUUUCUAACCACUGACAGGUGAGCAGCACUGCUGUGAGGGUGGAGUCUGAGGCCUGUGGCUCACAGUGAGAAGGGCAGGGGCAGUGUGGCCACAGUGCUACACUAGGUGACUGAGGCAGCACUCGGGUCAGGUUCAGUAUGUGAAAGCCUGGAGGUAAGUGGCGACCUCUUAGCUCUGCCCUGACUGCUCAGGCAGUUUUGAGCCCCCUGCAAUCUUCCAAGUAUCUGUAAAUGGUUUCAAACAUUAGAGAAUAGAUGAACAUGUAUUACAUUCCAAGCAUGUCUUUCAGUUUUACUGGACAGGAAUGGAAUCGACAGAGAACUUGAACCACCUGUUCGUACUUCCUUCCUAGUUUUUAGUCUUUGCUGCUAACUCUGGAGAGCUUAAAACUAGAAGGACCCACUCAGUGUGAGCACACGUGAAGGUUCCUGUACUUGGGAAGCUGGUCCUCUUACAAGUGCCGAUGUUCUUGUUUUAAAUCCAAAUGCGUCAAGGCAGAUACAAAGCCAGGCGGUAAGACGGCCCCUCACCCUGCUUCAGACUCCACAGGGAACGGGAAGAUGCCAGCCUGUUUCAAGGUGCUACCAAGCUACGCAUUCUUUUUCUGAACUGAUGAGACCACUGGUGUAACUUCCAGCUGUGACGUCAGCAGAGUGUCCCCAGGAUUCCUAAUACAACAUGCCUCCCUGUGUAGGAGGGAUUCUUAGCCAGACAUCACCCAUGAAGUUACACAGAAAACCCUGCACCCAAGAGCCUCCAAAGACCAUGGAGGGCUGCAGACUGUGACUGACCAGGUCCUGGUCCUUGUCUACCUGGACUCAGGAGGUCCUGAGAAGGGUUGCUAUCCCAGAUUUGUCAGCUCAGGGAGGUGGGUUGACCGAUCUGCGUGAAGGUGCCGGGUGCAGCAGUAGCAGCGGCCCUGCUGUGCUGCCUGUUAACUGGAGGUCAGUCUUGAGAGCUCGCCAUGUAAAGGAAUUUAAUGGUAAAAAUGCUGAUAAGGGAAAUAAGCCUCACUUAUCUGCCCUUUUCAUACACCUUUUCACGUAAAGAGCUGAUUUCAGUGAGUACACUACUGAAAUCUGUGCUCUCAAAAUCUAGGGGUGCCCAGGCUCCCGGGGCUCCCCUGAAGUCAGGAAGGCUCUGUUGCUGAUGUGACACAGGUGGGUCCGGGCACAGGGCUGCUGAAGUCGGCGUGUUUUGUCUCUACCCCUGCAGUUAUUUAAGUUGCCCUUUCCUUCAGUAACAGAAAUCCCAGUUGGGAGAUUUAAAAGAUGAUUGGUUACCAUUCAUCUGUUUUUCUUUAUUUCCAACCAAAGCACUGUGCUCAGAUAGAAGUAUUUUAAGCUUUUAGUUAUCAGUGUUUAGGUCACAGUGUGUAACAGACCAUAACAAUCACCUGCAGUUAUUUAUUUACAAAUCUGUUUUCAAAUUAUCAAGUAAAUUUUUCACUGUUUUGUUUUAUGAAAGAAACAAGUAUUUUCUAACAAUGACCUUCUCUAUGGGUCAAGGACUUAAAAUUUCCCCUACAGUGACCACUGACUGGCAAAUGUAAUACCUGAAGUUUUCUGGUUUACUUAUUAAGAAAAUUUCCUAAUAGAAAAGAUGAUCAUUAACCACUGUAUACUUUAUGUAUAUAACAGGUCAGCAUACAGAAAACAUACAAGUAAGUAGAGUUUAUUCUGUACACUGAGAUCUAUAAU
This is a messenger RNA of Otolemur garnettii (small-eared galago), 5988 nucleotides long. It is a transcript of the gene ADCY7, whose product is annotated as adenylate cyclase 7. The coding region runs from base 330 to 3614 and encodes 1094 amino acids. Gene Ontology annotation, molecular function: adenylate cyclase activity. Gene Ontology annotation, cellular component: plasma membrane. The record is from RefSeq and is a predicted model, not a curated record. The transcript has 24 exons. Gene Ontology annotation, biological process: adenylate cyclase-activating G protein-coupled receptor signaling pathway; cAMP biosynthetic process; adenylate cyclase-inhibiting G protein-coupled receptor signaling pathway. NCBI's taxonomy places the organism in Eukaryota, Metazoa, Chordata, Mammalia, Primates, Galagidae.